Closterium sp. NIES-67 is the source of this 3632-nucleotide messenger RNA. Lineage: Eukaryota; Viridiplantae; Streptophyta; Zygnematophyceae; Desmidiales; Closteriaceae. The record is from the annotation of a GenBank genome assembly.
GGUGUCUACCCCUUGUGCUUCCGCAUCAGUUGCCUCUCAUCCCUGUUCCACUCCAGAUUCAUCCCAAGGAACAAUGAAGCACGUGGAAUCCGCUUCACCUGAAAGACCUCUGCUAGAUGAGCGCACAUGCUCUCUACAUCCUCCUCUGUCGCUCCUGCCACCAAUAUGUCAUCGACAUAUAGGAGUAGGAACACCUUCUCCUUCCCUUCUCCUCUUCAAUAGAACGCCCUGUCACACUCGCUCUUCCGAAACCCUCCUUGGAGUAGCCUCCUACCCAUAACCCUAUACCACUCCCGAGGACUCUGCUUCAGCCCAUAAAGAGUUUUCAGAAGCCGACACUUCCGUCCUGUUCCAUCAUCUCUACCCGACGGCUGCUCCAUGUAAAUGUCCUCGUGAAGCUCGCCAUAUAAGAAGGCAUUCUUGACGUCUAAUUGCACCAGAUGAAGAUCUCUUGCUGCUAUCACUGCAAGAAGUGCCAUAGUUAUGGUAAAUCUACUCACAGGCGUAUAGGUAUCUGUGUAAUCGACGCCUUCUACCUGCGUGUACCCUUUCGCUACGAGCCUUGCCUUGAACCUUUCCAGCUGCCCCAAGUCUCCUGUCUUUAUCUUGAAGAUCCACUUCACCCCCACUGCUUUCCUCCCUUCUGGCAGUGGCACUAGCUCCCAGGUUCCCCUCUCUGCUAGCGUAUUAAGCUCUUCUUCUAUGGCUGCUUGCCACUGUUCCUUGUUCGGUCCUGUCAAAGCCUCCUCUAUCGUGAGCGGCUCCUCUGGCAGAUCCUUUGCCGCUCUACUCCCAUGUGAUACUAAGGCUGUUGCGGUGGUAGUGAGCAGUAGAUGGGAAUGAAUGUCUCUGCAUCCAGUUAUGAGAAUCUGUGCAUACUUUGGAUUCGGCUUCUUCACCCUCUUCCCCCUGCCUAACUCCUCCGUAGGCACCUAUGACGUAUCCCCUCAUUCGCUAGAGGCUGCUCCUUCCUGCUCCUCUCUCUCCUCCUCUUCUUGUCCUAGGACUAUCUCUCCUUGUAGCAAAGAGUCUAUCUGCUUAGCUGCUGGACUGCCACUAGCACUCGCCAUCAACCUCCAUGGAUCAUUCCCUUCUCCAGCUGUAGUAUUACUCCCUUGUGUGCCCUCUGCUCCUUCAGCUGACUCUCCUCUUCCUCAUGGUGUCCUGCCCUGCUCUCUACCUCCUCCUGUACGGGCUGCAUGGCUAGUCUUGCUAGCUCUUCGCUCGCUACCCUCUGCUCUACCUCCUUCGGGUGCCACUCCCAUUCCAUCUCAGCCCCAAUCUGCUCUUCCUCGGUCUCCUCCUCGCUACUUGCUGUUGCUGUUCCUAAUCCUUCCUAGUUAGCCUCCUCCAGCAGUUCCUCCAUUGUUUUUGCUGCCUUUGCUGACUCUUGGCUCAAGCCUUUCCACUAGGGAUAAGUGACAUCCUCAUAGAAAGUAGUAUCCCGAGUAAUCAGCACCUUCCCAGUCUCCACGUCCUUCACCACCCAGCCCUUACUGUUAAGACAUAUCCCGAGGUUUAUGCCCCACCUGGUCCUUGGCAACAGCUUGUGCUCAGGACCAACCAGCUCUUGAUAUUGGACCAUACAGCCCCAUACCCUGAAUGUGAGGAAAUACCUACUCCCAUGCCUGGAAGCUACUCGCAGUGGUCCACAGACAUCUGCAGCCACGACUUCGAGUGCCCCAUAGGGUUCUCGAACCUCGUGCUUAGGAUGUGGAAGUUUGCUCACUUUCCCUUGCACACACUCACUGCAUGGCUUAGCAGACCCCUUACUCUGGUUCAGCUUCAUCCCCAUAACUAUCUCCUUCGCCACCAUCUCCUUAAGCUGCUCCUCACUAGCAUGACCCAUCCUCAUGUGCCACAUGCCUAGCUCCACUCCUCCUGCUGCCUUUGCCAUAGCCAUUGAAUGUAACUGUGGCUCUCCCACUGGCCUCUCCUCUAUCAUGGCAACCAGCUCCUCCCUAGCCUUCUUGCCCUCCUCAGGCUCGGGCAGAUAGCUAACUAUUCCUUUCACCAACCCCUUCACUUGUAACCGCAUCUCGUACAAACCCUGACUGCGCACCCCCCCAGCUAGAAUGUGCCAAUCCGUUCCAAAGACCCACAUCUUUCCCUCAUCACUGAAGAACUUGCUUCCUGUGCUAUCGAGCUGAGACUGGCUAAUCAGGUUUAGCGACAGCUUCUCGACCAGCAAAACGUUCUCAAGGAUCAGCUCCCCGUACGGACUCUGUAGCACGAUCUCUCCUUCUCCCAAUACCGGCAGCCUCCCCUCAUCUCCUAGCAGCACAUAGGGUACUGCUGACUAUCUGAAACUAGUCAACCAGUCACCUCUGUAGGUCAUGUGCUGUGUCCACCCACUAUCCAUGAACCAGCCUUUCUCCUCAAGCCCCUUUGUGAGCAAGCAUACCUCUGAUGCCCUAGCCAAGUUCGCUCUAUGUGCUCCUCCAAGAAUAGCAUCGUCCUCCGCUAACGAGCCUACUGCAUUUACUCUAGCUGCUGCGGGUUUCUGUUGCACUCGUACCCCUUGGAAGCGUUGACUCCUAGGGUUGAGAAAAGAAUCUACCGCCUUAUGCCCAUACCGCCCGCAGUGAUUGCAGCUGCCCAUGAAACCUCCUGCUGUCCUCGCCUUUUCUCCUGCUGCCCUGUCCGCACCCUGCUCCUUCCCUAAGGUCUUUCCCCCUGAAAUUCUUACUCUUAGGGUUGAAAUAGCACUCGGCUGCCUUAUGCCCAUUUCUACCGCACUCAAAACAUGGUCCAAAGCCCUUUGUUGUAGGCCCUGUCACAUUAACUAGAGCUGGUUUCACUGGUGCAGCACUACUAGCGGUUGCCUCCUUCCUCUUCCUCUCCGUCUUAACCAGCUCUAGCGAUUGCAACAUCUCUACAAGCUUUGUGAGUGAUGAAGGUGGGUUGCAAUUCAGCAUGCCUAUCUCCAUCUCCCACUCCUUUGGUAGCCCAUUAAUGAUAUACCCUAUAAUCUCUCCGCGCCUUGUUCACGAACUCCGUUGGCUGACUUUAUUGCUCACAGUCUUAGGUGAGCGGCCUAGCUCUGCCCCGGUCCUGUAUGAUGACAACAAGGCCAUGAUCCUCUUGUGUCAGGAGUGCAGACUCGAGGGCAGAGCACAGCACAUCCAGCUACGGUACUUCCUCCUGCGCGAGCUACAGCAGCGUCGCCAGGCCCGCGUAUUACACUUGGCCUCUGGUGCCAACACGGCUGAUAUCUUUACGAAGGCGCUUGCGCCCAAAGAUCAUUAGCGGCACUGGGUACAGCUUGGUCUCGUUCCUGUAGCACCUCAUUUGCUAGGAUCUUGAUUGUGUAUAACUCUUUAUAUAUUAUCCUGAGUGGCCUUGUGGCUUUCUCCCUGUGGUUGGAAUAGUAGUGCCGCCCUGGUCUUGUUCUUGCCUUGUUUGUACUCUUUUGACUGGUCUUUAGACCCCUGCCUCAGAGGUUGGACUAGUAGUGCCGUCCUGAGCUGCUUGUCUCUCAUUAGGCUCUGCCCCUAUCUAGUCUAGGGGGUGUGUCAAACAUAUGUGUGUAUGUUUAGUAGACUACAUAGGGUCAUGCCAUAGGGAGUACAACCCACUAGCUAUAUACCCCUGUAUACUCCCAUUCUACCCAAUAAUUAUAACGCUAAGAC